AUGGCGACGCCAUGCAAAGCCCGAUCGCCUGCGAGUCUUGUCGACAGAGGAAACGAAGGUGUGACAGAAAGCUACCUUUCUGUCUCCAAUGCAGCCAUGAACCGGGGAGAUGCCAGUAUCCAGAGCAAAGCAAGAGGUAUCCCCAAUGGCUACCUCAACAAGCUCGAGACCCGACUCGCCGAGACUGAAGCUGCCCUGUUUAGGGCCCUAUCGGGGGUCCUGGAUAGCCCAGGAUCUGGUUCGGCAUCCUCUCCCGUGCUCCUCCCGCAGGCAGCGUGGACACCGAGGCAGAACAAAGUCGACCGGGUCAAAGAGUGGGAACUUCUCCCUCUGCAGACCCCCAAUGAAAUUGAAGCUUGGUUCCGCUCAAAGGCCGCGGAACAGAGCGACCCCGUCCCCGAACCCCCCGACGCCAGCCCUCAGUCCCCGGUCUCGUCCGUGUCAGACUCCGUGCUUGCGCCGCACCCCGUGAGAGAUUCGGACUCGAUGCCGGCUCAACGGCCGCUCUUGGAUGCAGUUAUUGAGCCUCGACUCAGGUCCAUGACACCAAUCGCCACAACCCCGGUAAAUGAGGUGCCAUCAGACAGCGUCAGCAAGGCCAAGGAAUUGUCAAAGUCCCAGAGGAAUCUUUACUUCUGA
Colletotrichum graminicola M1.001 is the source of this 639-nucleotide messenger RNA. RefSeq lists its product as uncharacterized. The record is from RefSeq and is a predicted model, not a curated record. Lineage: Eukaryota; Fungi; Ascomycota; Sordariomycetes; Glomerellales; Glomerellaceae. Bases 1 to 639 code for a protein of 212 amino acids. The transcript is spliced from 4 exons.